This is a messenger RNA of Asparagus officinalis (garden asparagus), 819 nucleotides long. RefSeq lists its product as uncharacterized. The record is from RefSeq and is a predicted model, not a curated record. Lineage: Eukaryota; Viridiplantae; Streptophyta; Magnoliopsida; Asparagales; Asparagaceae. The transcript has a single exon. Bases 1 to 819 code for a protein of 272 amino acids.
AUGCUUUUCCUCCUUGUAGUUGACGUUCUUUGUAGGAUGCUGCGUAACAGCUGCGACCAUGGAGACCUCUCUGAACUUCAUCUUAAGGGCCAGCUCAAUGAUAUCAAAUCAUUGCAAUUCGUAGAUGACACCAUUAUUUUCAACAAAGCAGCUGAGUCAGAUAUCAUCAACCUCAAAUUAAUCCUGUAUCUUUUUAAAAACUUCUCUGGUUUGGCCAUCAACUUGUCCAAAUCCAACCUGCUCUACAACGGCAAAUCUUCAUCCAAAGGAGCAACCUUGGCCAACAUUCUCAACUGCUCAAUCGCAUCCCCUCCCAUCAAGUAUCUUGGUUUCCCCCUCAAACGUGGUUCUCUCUCCAGAUCAGACUGGCAACCUCUAUUGGACUCCCUCCAUUACAAACUCUCAUCAUGGAAAAGCAAGCAUCUAUCUAUCGGGGGUCGUCUUGUCCUUCUAAAAUCAGUCCUUUCCUCCUUACCAGUAUACUAUAUGUCCUUCUUCAAGCUUCCUCCUUGGCUCAUCAAGAAUAUAGAUCGCAUUAGACACAACUUUUUAUGGGGUAAGGCCUCAGACAACAUCAAAGGUAAUAAUCCAGUUAAUUGGAGGACUGUCUGUUCCCCCAAAGCUAGUGGAGGACUGGGUGUGAUCAACCUUCAUCUAUUCAACUCUGCCCUCCUCUCUAAAUGGUUAUGGCAUUACUUGGAUAACGGUGUGAUCAACCUUCAUCUAUUCAACUCUGCCCUCCUCUCUAAAUGGUUAUGGCAUUACUUGGAUAACACCAGCUAUGUAGGGAGGGUUCUUCAACUCUGCCCUCCUCUCUAA